GCUACGGAAGUUUACGGUUGCCUAGUAACCUUUAUCGACUGUACCCGUAACGCUACCGUGUUUUAGGUCCAAUGCAGAACCCAGGAGAUGAUGAUGGAAGGGAGGAAAGCUCCCCCCGAAAUGAGACAGAUCCCAACCUGCAGGAUGGAAGUGACGACGCUGAAGAAGACAGUGGAGCGACUGCCUCACAUUACAAAGAGGCUCAGUCACUGCCACAGCCAGAGAGCCCUGCUGCCCAGCGUUACCAUGACCUCACUGUAGUGGAUGAAAACCUCCCUGCGGCCACAAAUUUAAUGCAAGAGGAUAUUGCUCAGAUGGCUCACCGUUCACACACAUCGGAGGAGAUGGAGGAUCAUGAGCCACUGCCAGAAGAUGAGGAAGAGGAGUUGAUCAUUCUUGAUCCUGAGCAUCCCGUGGUCAGAAGACAACAAGCUGCUCUGACAAUCCAGCUUAGAAAACAGCUGGAGAGGAUUAACCAGACACUGAGGGAAAAGCAUGCAGUUGCGAAGGAUGAUGCUAGCCACAAUCAGGAAUUAGGUGUGGAGGUCUUCAAGAUUCAGGAGCAUCUGGUCAGACAGCAGAACAGGCUGCAUGACCUCCAUGAGACCAAGAACCAAGCCGAAACCAAACACCAGCAGGUUCUGAACCAGCUGGAGGAGAUAAAGAGUCAACAUUCCAGCAUGACCAGAAAGGUCUGCGAAGCCAGAGCCAAUGUCAUUCAUUUUUACAUCUUUGUGCAGGCUGAGAUGGAGAUGGAGUCACUGUUGGUGGCCCGUAAACAGCUGCUGCAGCAGUGGAGCAGCUGCCUCAUGGGGUUGAGGAGACGAGACGAGGCCUUCGGUGCGAUGCAGGAAGUCAUCCGUGAAACCAAGCACCAGGUGAUCUUGCUGGACAAGGACAUUGAUGGCUACAAGAAGUCCAUCAAUGCAGAGCAGGAGCAAAAUGAGAUACUGACACUGCAGCUGAAUUGGUCUCAAAUGGACUGCACCACUACCAGAAAGCUCAUCAGUGACAAGCAGGCUCAGCAAGAGGCCCUGCAGGCCCACUACAGCACAUUCCUCCUCACUCUGCAGGAGACAGAGCGAACCCUCGCUAGACUCUCAAAGGAAUUUGGGUCACUCCAGGCUCAAGUGAACGAUCAGAGUAAGCAGCUGGAGAAAGAGAGUUCUGCACGGCUGGAGCUGGAAAACAACAUCAUGAGCUCCAUGCAGCACAAGCUCCUCCACAACAACGCUGCCAAGUACUCCCAACUGCUCACUGAGAAGAUAUCCAGACUCAAAAAAGAGAAGAUGUACCAGUUGAAGCAGUCAGAGGAGGAGGUGUUGGUGGUGAAGCUGGAGAGCCAGCUGGUCAGCCAGCAAGUGGACAACCUGGCCCUGACUCAGAAGGCCCUUGAUCAGGAGAUCACGAAGUACAACAAGUUAAUCACAGCCAUUGAGGCUAAGCUUACUUCAUCUGUUAGAGUCAUCGAGCAGAAGCAGUCAACGAUCAUCGGAUACAACACGAAGAUUUCUCAAAUAGCGGCCACCACUGGGCAUGAUGACCUCGGUCCUCUGCACAUCAAGAUACAGUCAAUAAUAGCUCAGAUUGAGGAGCUGGCAGCAAAUAUAAAGAGUGACCAGCAGCUUUGGAUGAAGCGACAGGGGAUUCUGAUGGGACUGACCCAAACGAUAGAAGCCAACAGCAAGGAGCUGCUCAAACUGCAGGCAGAGUACACAGGAUGGCAACAGACGAAACUCUACUUUGAGAGUCAGAUAGAAUCAGAGCACCGUGAGGAGGCUGAGCUGGAGAAGAGCUCAAAGAUGCUGAAGCGUGAUCAGCUGAAGCUCAACAUGCUGCUCAGCAAGAAAGGACAACUGAGCCAGGCUCUGCAGCAGGAAAACGCCGUGAUGGAGACAGAUUUCAUUCACAGACUUAAGGAUGCAGAGAGGGAGGCCGUUAAAAUGCAGAUGAAAGUCGAGAAGACGCAGGAGGAAAAGGAGAGGCUCCUCAACAGUCUGGUGGAAGCUGAGCGGCAAAUCAUGCUGUGGGAGAAGAAGACACAGCUUGUAAAAGAGAUGCGUUCAGCUAUGGAUGUGGGGCAGGGAGAAAGCCACACGAUGAAAGCUGAAAUACAUCGUAUGGAGGUGCGACUCAGCCAGCUAAUGAGGCAACGGGAAUGCCUGCUGAGGGAAAGCGAAGCAACAGUGGCGAGAAGGGAAACCAUCGUCUUGCGCAAGGAGGCCAUGAUGAGGAACUCCCUCAAACAGGCUACACAGGGUGACCUGAGCCUCUCUAUACAGGGCCUACAGCGCAAGAUCCGGGAAGCACACAAGCAAGUGGUAGAGUAUGAGCAGGUGAUUGAGGAGCUACAAAAACAGAAGGAGAGUUUGAGAGACAGGAUCGCGCAGAGGAAGACUCAUCUCACAGAACUGUGCAGCACCAGUUACAUCCUCGACUCUGACUUUGUUAAUCUUCAGGAUACCAAAGAAAGGAACCUAGGACACCUAGUGGCUCUGCAGAGUCGGGCCAAGAGGUUGCGUACAGUGUGUGAAGGCAGCUAUCGAGCACUGUCCACCCCCGAAUCCGUGGAAGCCGCCCUGCAGAGGCAGACGGACCGCUUGCAUGCCAUCAGCACCAUCUUGCACCGCGUAUGUGAGGAGUUCCCCCAACAUCAGGGGGCGCUCCGCAGGCUGUCACGAGCGCUGUCUGAACAUGCACAGGCUGUGGAAUAGGAAACAUCCCAAAGUCAGGAAAAGAUGACGUGACAGUGCGCGCUGGAAGGACAAUGCACAGGAAUGACAUGUGAGUGAAAAAAGGGAAAGCUUAGAUAAGUAACAGCCAGGGAAGGAUGACAACUUGUUCACAUUGAUGUGUGGUUUCGUUGAUGCAUUGAAAUGUUGUUUGUGAAAAAAAUUUAAGAAAUAAAAGGUAAUGAAGUU
Messenger RNA from Pundamilia nyererei, 2921 nucleotides. It is a transcript of the gene ccdc40, whose product is annotated as coiled-coil domain 40 molecular ruler complex subunit. Gene Ontology annotation, cellular component: cytoplasm; cilium. The transcript is spliced from 17 exons. NCBI's taxonomy places the organism in Eukaryota, Metazoa, Chordata, Actinopteri, Cichliformes, Cichlidae. Gene Ontology annotation, biological process: axoneme assembly; heart looping; epithelial cilium movement involved in determination of left/right asymmetry. The coding region runs from base 72 to 2714 and encodes 880 amino acids. The record is from RefSeq and is a predicted model, not a curated record.